Messenger RNA from Microthlaspi erraticum, 441 nucleotides. The record is from the annotation of a GenBank genome assembly. Lineage: Eukaryota; Viridiplantae; Streptophyta; Magnoliopsida; Brassicales; Brassicaceae.
AUGAACAACCAAACCGCUGCCAAAUUUGAAGCAUCUCCUGCUGUGGUUAAGGCCAUGGGAGAAUUAUUGGAGAUGCAUAGGCAAGACGUGAUUGAGAAGCAACAAUCUGUGGCGAUGGAGAUGAUUAAAGGAUUAUCUGAUCGUAUGCAGCGGAUCGAAGAAAAGUUGGAUUCGUUGAUCUCAUCGAGUCCUUCGAAUCUUCCUGGACCUCCUGGAGCUUUUAAACCUAGUCCGUUCUUCACACAGCCACGCAAACUUGAAAAUAGCCCCUUCGCAGCCACUCAGAUACAGCAAGGAAAACAAGAGAGAAUGGUCGACAGAACAAGCUUAAUGGAUAAUGAUAGGCCUUUUAAGUUUUCCGGUCGUGGUCGUGGUCUGUUUGUUGGUGGUGCUUUAAGCGGUGGUCGUUGUGGCGGUCUAGGGUUUUGUGGCGACUGUUGA